Messenger RNA from Calidris pugnax (ruff), 2354 nucleotides. It is a transcript of the gene SLC25A13, whose product is annotated as solute carrier family 25 (aspartate/glutamate carrier), member 13. Gene Ontology annotation, molecular function: calcium ion binding; L-glutamate transmembrane transporter activity; L-aspartate transmembrane transporter activity. The coding region runs from base 29 to 2086 and encodes 685 amino acids. NCBI's taxonomy places the organism in Eukaryota, Metazoa, Chordata, Aves, Charadriiformes, Scolopacidae. The transcript has 20 exons. Gene Ontology annotation, biological process: aspartate transmembrane transport; L-glutamate transmembrane transport; malate-aspartate shuttle. The record is from RefSeq and is a predicted model, not a curated record.
GGAAGGGGGUGGCCGCGCCGGGCACAGCAUGGCUGCCAAGCCAAACAAUGGACUGGAGUUUGACAAGGAGGUGGCUUUAACCAAGAGAGCUGAUCCAGCUGAGUUGAAAACAAUAUUUUUGAAGUAUGCCAGUGUGGAGAAGAAUGGCGAGUUCUUCAUGUCCCCCAAUGACUUUGUCACACGGUACCUGAAGAUAAUUGGUGAUGGUGUGCCCAACGCGAACACGGUGCAGCUCCUGGCAGGAGUGGUGGACCAGACAAAGGAUGGGUUGAUAUCCUUCCAAGAGUUUGUGGCAUUUGAAUCAGUCCUGUGUGCUCCAGAUGCGUUGUUCAUAGUUGCCUUUCAGCUGUUUGACAAGACUGGCAAAGGAGAAGUUACUUUUGAGGAUGCCAAGCAAGUUUUUGGCCAAACCACAAUUCAUCAGCACAUUCCCUUUAACUGGAAUUCAGAGUUCGUGCAGCUGCACUUUGGAAAGGAUAGAAAAAGACACCUCACGUACGCGGAGUUCACCCAGUUUUUACUGGAGAUACAGUUAGAACAUGCAAAACAAGCUUUUGUGCAGAGAGACAAUGCUCAGGCUGGAAGAGUCACAGCCAUGGACUUCAGGGACAUUAUGGUCACCAUCCGGCCACACAUGCUGACACCGUUUGUAGAAGAAUGUCUCGUAGCUGCUGCUGGAGGUACCACUUCCCAUCAGGUCAGCUUUUCCUAUUUUAAUGGAUUUAAUUCUCUCCUUAACAACAUGGAGCUCAUUAGAAAGAUCUACAGUACUCUGGCUGGAAACAGAAAAGAUGUGGAAGUCACUAAGGAGGAGUUUGUUCUGGCAGCUCAGAAAUUUGGUCAGGUUACACCCAUGGAGGUUGACAUCUUGUUCCAGUUGGCAGAUCUCUAUGAGCCACGGGGGCGCAUGACGUUGGCUGAUAUUGAGAGAAUCGCUCCUCUGGAGGAGGGGACGCUGCCCUACAACCUGGCUGAGGCUCAGAGGCAGAAAGCUCCAGGCGAUGUGUCCCGACCUGUUCUCAUCCAGAUUGCAGAAUCAGCAUACAGGUUUGCCCUGGGCUCCGUUGCUGGAGCUGUUGGUGCCACUGCAGUCUACCCAAUCGACCUGGUGAAAACCCGAAUGCAGAACCAGCGCUCUACGGGCUCUUUUGUGGGAGAACUUAUGUACAAAAACAGCUUUGAUUGCUUCAAGAAAGUGCUACGUUAUGAAGGUUUCUUUGGGCUUUACAGAGGUCUCUUACCGCAGCUGUUGGGAGUAGCACCAGAGAAGGCCAUAAAACUCACUGUUAAUGAUUUUGUGCGAGACAAGUUUAUGAGUAAAGACGGCUCCGUCCCGCUGGCGGCCGAGAUCCUCGCUGGUGGCUGUGCUGGAGGUUCUCAAGUGAUCUUUACCAAUCCACUGGAAAUCGUGAAGAUUCGGUUACAGGUGGCUGGAGAAAUUACCACUGGUCCACGAGUGAGUGCCCUCACUGUGUUACGGGAUUUAGGCUUCUUUGGUCUCUACAAGGGUGCUAAGGCCUGUUUUUUGCGUGACAUCCCCUUCUCUGCCAUUUACUUCCCCUGCUACGCUCAUUUGAAAGCUUCCUUCGCGAAUGAAGACGGGAGGGUGAGCCCUGGGAACCUGCUCCUGGCAGGAUCAAUCGCUGGUAUGCCGGCGGCAUCUCUGGUGACCCCUGCAGAUGUCAUCAAAACAAGGCUCCAGGUGGCAGCCCGGGCGGGACAGACCACCUACAGCGGCGUUGUGGACUGCUUUGCCAAGAUCCUUCGAGAGGAAGGGCCCAAGGCUCUGUGGAAAGGAGCAGGAGCUCGGGUAUUUAGGUCUUCUCCUCAGUUUGGUGUAACCCUGGUGACUUACGAGCUGCUACAGAGAUGGUUUUAUGUGGACUUCGGGGGAGUAAAACCCGCGGGGUCGGAGCCGGUGCCCAAGUCCCGGAUCACGCUCCCUGCUCCCAACCCCGACCACGUGGGCGGGUACAAACUGGCCGUCGCCACUUUCGCAGGGAUUGAGAACAAGUUUGGACUUUACCUACCUCGGUUCAAGCCAUCGCCACCUACCUCAAAGGCUGCUGCAGCAGUAGGACCCUAAGUUUAUCGCUGAAGGGUGGGGUUGUUGUUUUUUUUUUUUUGGUUAUUAGUCGGGAAAGAGCCACUUUUCUAAUUGGUUGAUACUUUUGUUCCUUUUGCUUCUCAUCAUUUACCAGUUCGGCUUCAUUUGAGUUUUAAGGCGAUUUUCAUCUUCAGUGUAAUCAUUUGUCUUUGUGCUUCCUUAACCAGAUCACUGUGAAAUUCCUACCAGUUGUUUUCAGUUCGGGGACCAUGAAUGUAUUUGUCCACAUCCCACGUGUUUGAGAAUU